Epinephelus moara (kelp grouper) is the source of this 2882-nucleotide messenger RNA. RefSeq names its product transmembrane protein 187 (gene tmem187). The coding region runs from base 56 to 841 and encodes 261 amino acids. The record is from RefSeq and is a predicted model, not a curated record. NCBI's taxonomy places the organism in Eukaryota, Metazoa, Chordata, Actinopteri, Perciformes, Serranidae. Gene Ontology annotation, cellular component: transport vesicle. The transcript has a single exon.
AAAACAUUCCCAGAGCUCCAGUUUUAGUGUAUGAUAUGUUUUAUAAGAAGCAGUGAUGAAGUCGGCUCUGCUUCAUGUCUCGGUGCCUUUCGUGCUCUGUGUCGCCUUGGCGAACACCCGUCUGUUUGACGAAGUGAAGGUGGACCUGUCCUUUGACCACUAUGCAGAGAAGGUGGUUGAUUAUCUUCCCGGCUUCCUGGCGAUGCCCUGUAACUGUCUAAUUAACCUGGGUUAUAUCUGCACGGGACUGUACUGGCUGUUGUGGCGCGGAGGCGUCCAGGAAACGCACGAGAGCAGGUACAUGAGACAGGUGUUCGCCUUCAUGGCUGUUUUCUACGGUCCCGUGCAGUGGACGCGCCUGGCGAUGCUAAGUCGCGCGCCCGCCGUGCUCGAUCAGUGGUUGACCUUACCGAUCUUCGCCUGGGUUCCGGUGUGGAUCAGCUUCGCAGAGCUCGGGCCGGCGAAGUGGCCCGCGAUCCACGCGGCAGCACUCGAGCUGCUCUCUAUCCUCAGCUACGGGCUGGCGCUGGUGCACGAGCGCGGCUUCGAGGCGGCGCUGGGCUGUCACGUCGCCCUCGCGGUGUACAAAGGAGUUCGCGUGCAGCUGGCGCACGGGGACGGUCGCACGCGGCGAUAUCUGCUGCUGGCGGUGCUGUCAUGUGCGGGGUUCGUGGUGCUGAAGCUGCUGGAUCACUGGCUCGCUCGGUACCGGCUCUUCCAGCGGUUCACCGGACACUUCUGGUCCAAAGUGUGCGACGUGCUGCAGUUUCACUUCAGCUUCUGUUUCCUGACCGCACUGACACACAGAGCUCAGGGGAAGACUGCAGCACAGCAGGACUGAGACACCAGAGAAGAAGAGCCAUGAUGAACUUGUAGAAGAGAAGAAGUACAGAGACCCUUCCCUUAAGUCUCAGAGUGCUUUUGUACUAUCAGGCCUGGAAGUUUUGUGACAAACCUAGAAAAGCAAACCACCAAUACCUUAGAGUUCUACAUUAUUUUGCAACAGAUAUGUUUAAACUUUAAAUCUUAAAACCUCCGGUCUGAAAUACCAUCCUCUAAGGGAGGAAGGAGGCUGAACGAGCAUCCUGCUGAUUAUGGAGCAAGACUGAGGAAGAAAGCUGGAGGCCAGGAUCAGAUGGGCAGUGACUUGGCCGCCACUGCCGACCCACCAACUAGAGGGUGUUGUGGUUAAGGGUCGAAACACUCAAGGAAGGUUGGGUACCACCUGACGACAUCUGAUCCUGGUCGAAAGCUAUGUUUAACGGGUGUAUUUUGCAACUAUUUUUGCAACCUAAAACUUUAAAUUUCUUAACACGGCUGCAGUGAAGUUGUGGUGAGGUGUAGGCACAAUAAACAGUUGGUUAUGGUUAGGAAAACAUCAUGUUUUGGCUGAAAACACCACAUCUGGUGGCACAACAGCAGCUGGAAACACUGUGAUGCGUUGAUAAAAAACACUCAUGUUCAGUGCCAAAAACACAGCUUGAAACACCACGAAGGGUCGCCAAAAAACAGCUGGUGUCGUUGUGUGUUGGACUCAAGCAGUGGCCUGCAGCUUGGCAGCCAUCCGUAGGUGACAUGCCAUCCACCAUCCCCUCCACCUCCCGAUAACAAAGUCAGCUCAUGUAUUAUGUAACUUUAGAAAAUAUGAUACACAUAAAACCUGCAAAUGUAACCUAUUUGUGGUUUGCAGAAACAUACAAUUUUCCAACAUUUUCCAAUACUUAAUGUCCUGCAUUCUGGUCAAGUUUUAUGCACAGAUUUGUACCUUUGCUGCAUCAAUGUUUAAUGUAAAUGUCUUUGAUUUUGUCAAAGUUAAAGUCCUCUGAUGCUUCCAUGUUUUUUUCAAGAGGACAAAUGCACGUUCUUAAUAUCAAGGGGGGCGUGUCCCCUGCAUCCCCCCUGAAAUUUACACCCAUGCAAGCCAAUGAGGCAUUUAUACCUUUAACAGUAAACUGUGAUUUAAAAUGUUUGAUACUUAAAUGAUUCUAAAAUGAUCUUGUAAUCAUAAAUGUAACUUGUUGCUUAGAAAAAGUAUGGACCAACAUGUCAUCUCCUGCCUCUGUUCAGUUUGUGGUCGAAUUUGUGUGUGUUGCAAGAAAAUGUGACUGAUGCAUAAAAAGCGACAUUUGCGAAUGUGGCUGAUGUCACGUACUAAAUGCUGACAUGUUUCUGUGAAUCUCACAUGACAGAGCACAGAGGUGGAGCGUGUUCAUGUGUUUCUCAGGUGUAGACACUCAUUUCACAUGUGAAGUUUCCCAAAUAAGUUUUUCAGACAUUUCACACGUGAUAAAUUUACAUUAAAUUAAUGUGUUUUUCAGAUAUUGCACAAAUAAAAUGCCAAAAAUCACAUUAAUGUGCAGUGCUGUUUCAUAUGUGAUCAAGUGACGAAUGGGCACACAUGUUUUUGUGGUCAUUUCACAUGUGAAAACAUUAAUGUGGUGGUUUGUUUUUUGCAAGGGUAAAGUUGAGAAAUUUUAAGCCAGCAAAAAUAGAUAGUAGAUAAAGGAUUUAAUAUUUUUCUUGGCAGUGUGGUGAGGGGUUUGAAACUGCUUUUUGAGCUUCAGUAUGGGCAAUAGAAUUUAACGUUUGACUGAAAGAAUAAAGUAUAUAUAUAUUUAGAAAAUAAAAACGAAAAUAUACAUUGAAAGUUAAAGUUUCUGAUACACCAAUUUGAUCCUAAUGCCAUUGGAAUUUGGAUUUAGGCAUUUCAAUGUUUUCCUCAAAAUUCGCUGUAUUAAGAAUGUAUAGCAAGAUACAUCCUUGUCUCAAAAACUCAUAGAGUGAAAAGAUGCUGAAAUAGAAAACCUCUUGUCUUUAUGAUCUGAAUCCACACUGACAAGUUGUAAUAAAACUUUAACUGAAACAUUUCAACAUGUUCAACU